AGUAAUUGUUAGCCCUUCUUGUUUGCCAAACAGCUCAAACUCAGGCUGGAUGGAGAGCAAUUAGGUUUUAUCUCUGGACUUUGACUGGACCAUUUUAACUUAUGAAUGUGCUUCUGUUUAAACAAAUGGUCCUAAACUCUGGUUCUCGGCCCCUUCUGUGCACCACCAUGUUUCGCUGGGGGGUCGGUAUAUUCAUGGUGAUGCAGUUUCAUAUGUUUGGUCUCCUUCCAUGUUUGUCAACAACAGCCAUGCAUUUUGGUUAACAGCUUCUAGGUACAUGAUUUGCCUCUGAAUGGUUUGUAUGUUUGUAGUUUGUCAAGCUGCAGAUAGAAUCUAAAUGAUAGAAGAAAAAAACACACAAUGCUCUUGGAGAAUCUGGUGAGAUGCAUUGGUGACAUUUAUAAAACUCGGCUCUUCGUUUGUUCGUUUCUACAGAAAGAUAACAUCGGCCGGGUUAUGGGAAGCCUGGGCUGCGUUUAUCUGCUUUGUGUUUGUUGCUGCUGUGUAGGUUUGCUCUGCAGCAGCUGUUUCGAGUCUACCCAACCACACAAUGACCCUCAGCCAUUUCCUCUUUGUGCUUUUAUGUCAAGACCAAACUCUCAGUUUUACCCUUCAAGCUAACAAGAUGCAGAGCAUGAAUCUAUGGUUUGCUUUGUGCAGACAUGACCAGAAGGAAAUGUUGUUUCAAGGUUAACUCCUUCCUGUUUCUAGUUGUUUACAAUGAUCAUCAAACCCAGUCAGUGUCACCUUAAGAGUCCAGCUAAAACCAGAACACAUCUAAUAUGCAAACUGACUGAUCCUUCAAACAGAAAAGUCCAGAUGUCAUCGCUUGGCAUCAAUUAUAACUUCUGCAGCAGAAAGAAGAGUUUUCACUGCAAAAAAACAAAAUCUUACCAAGUAGUUUUGGUCAAGUUUAGAGCGCAAAUAUCUUUAUACACUUGAAAAAAACUACUUUUCAGCAAGAUAGAGGAGCUUUUUUUUUUAAGUCAGUAAUUUCUUAAUACUGAUUAAAAAGUUCAGUUCCACAAGCAGAUUAUUCCACUUAUAACAUGGCAAAUGUUUUGUUAUAAGUUAAAUAAUCUGCCGUAUUACCGGGUUAAUAAAUUUUUAGAUGCAAUAAUUUGAUGAAAUGUAAAUACUCCUUUCCCAUUAUAUUAUUGUCUUUAUACACCUGCCAGUAUUGCUUUAUUUAACAUAUAUAUUUGAAUGAAUCUGAGUCAACACUUGUGACCUUGAGUGUGUAAUAAAUUCAGAGUUUAACAGCAGCAACAACUUUCUGAGUUUGCUUCUGCAACAGGAAAAAAGGAAACUGAGGGUAGAUCUAUAGUCUGAUAUCUGUGCCUGAACCAGAGGAAGCAGAAAAACUGAAAAAACUCUUAUAAAGUGGCAAAAGACUCAUUUUAAAGUCUGUUGGUUGCUUUUUGUUUUGUUUAUCUACUAGAUCAAAAACCAUCAACAAACGGGAAGUUAUAAAAACAACUUGUGUCAACCGACGUUUCUUUCAGCGAUUAGUCAGAUCCGUCCUAACUUUCAGUUUCUGUUUGAGUUCAGAACCAAAAUCUGAGUUGUGACGACACCCAAAAUUACAACCAAUUAAUAAUUUAUCCUUAAAAUGUAUUUUUUAAGUGUCUUGCGUGUUUUAAAUGUAUUCCUGCCAAAGCACAGAGCGUUCCUACAGUUCUCCAGAUGUUCUAGAUCUUUUUAAACAAAAUUUGAAAAUGUGAAUUAAAAAAAGCUGAUUUUUCUACAUCUAGCUUUAAAAAAAAAAGAGGAUGGGUAGAUUAUUGUUGUCACUUGGAGACAACGAUAAAGGUAAUAAGUUCUGAUAAUAUAAACAUUUCCUCUUUAUUUCCUUUCUAUAUGCAUUUACAGAUAAAACCUCUGAAGGUCGCGACCUUCAGGAAUCUGUAGUUGUGAUCGCUGCCAAUCUUUUCUGAGUGAACAUGAGGCGAGUCAUCAGAGCGAAACUGUUUGCAUCACUUUAAAGAGACGAGAAGUCUCUUAAAAGUGAGUUUUAUCAUUUCCUCCUCAAACAGCAGAACUGCUUCAACCUGUGGAGCCGCUCAGAGGAAAAGCCAACAUGGCCGAUGAAAGAGAGCCACUCAUACCUAAGCCGUCUUCGCCUCCACCGUAUUCCUACCAUGACCAGUCGCCUCCAGCUUACUCUGCGGACCCGGUCGGGUACGGUCCGCACCAAAGUGAGGCCGUUGUCACCAGAUACGAGUCUUUCCGAGACAUAAACCCAGAGAUCGCAUCGGACACGACUCCCUUUGUGUCGUCGUCGUUUGAGGACGAAACUGUGAGGAGAGGGUUUGCUAGAAAGGUGUUUAGCAUCCUGACGCUCCAGCUGCUGUUCACCUUUAGCAUUGUCUGCGUGUUCACCUUCUCCAGCGUGGUGAAAGAGGCCGUGCAGGAAAACUUGUGGGCCUACCUCAGCUCCUUCAUCGUCUUCAUCGUGGUGGCCUUCACCCUCAGCUGCUGCAGGUCCUUCAGCCGGCGUCACCCCUGGAACCUCGUGGGGCUGGUUAUCGUCACCCUAAGUCUGUCUUACAUGGUGGGGACUGUCGCCUCCUUCCACAACACCACCGCGGUGGUCAUCACCAUGGGGGUGACGCUGGUCAUGUCUGUCGCCAUUAUCGUCUUCGCAUCACAGUUCCUGCUGGUCGACUGUCAGCUGAUGAUGGGAAAGAUGAGCUAUCGGCUGAAUCCGGAGGAAUACGUCAACGCUGCUCUCACCAUCUACCUGGACAUAAUCCUCAUCUUCCUCUACCUGCUGGGGAGGAGGUGAUACUGUGUAAAACACUACCUAAACCGAAAUUAUCAAGCAUUAUAAUGUAUAUAACUCAGCAGCACAAUACAAUUUUCCCAGGUUUGUUUAUUUACACCAAGAAAUAAACAUCACAAAUGAUUCUUUUGCAUUGUUACACUGUAUUUUAUUGCAUCCAUAUUGUCUAAAGCUGUUCUUUACUGCAUUUGAUCACAGAGGUUACAUAUGUUUUAGAGAAAACGAGCAAAAAAACAAAGAAGGAAGGUAAUAAAACAGCUUUUUUUUAUAAGGAGGAUAA
Messenger RNA from Xiphophorus couchianus (Monterrey platyfish), 3065 nucleotides. RefSeq names its product protein lifeguard 1. Gene Ontology annotation, cellular component: membrane; endoplasmic reticulum; Golgi apparatus. The transcript is spliced from 5 exons. Gene Ontology annotation, biological process: negative regulation of apoptotic signaling pathway. The record is from RefSeq and is a predicted model, not a curated record. NCBI's taxonomy places the organism in Eukaryota, Metazoa, Chordata, Actinopteri, Cyprinodontiformes, Poeciliidae. Bases 2081 to 2788 code for a protein of 235 amino acids.